GCCCAUCGCGGCAAAACCACACUCAGAUCUUGGUUGGUGAGAGCACGCGAACGUGAAGGCUAUUUUUGUGCGUCUUCGAUUGUGUAUAUUGUUCGCGGGUUUUGUGCGAGAGACUUCGACGAGGGUUGUCUUGUUUUUUCUUUCUUUCUUCUCUUGUGUGACGACGGGGUUUGCUAACGUGCCGGGAAGCUAAACGUGCAUCGAUUUGCCGGUUACGGACCAGUCUGAGUUAAGCAGUGCACGGGACAGGAACACGCAGCGCAAGCAGUCGGAAAGCAGUUAAGCAAAUUUUUGAACGCAGCGAAUCUUUACAACAGUUGAAGCACACACCAUGGCCCUAGCCGAGAACACCACCAAGACGGAAAUGACGCUGACGGAAACCUCGACGCCCGUCAUCUCGAAGGAGGUGAUCACCGAACGGACCGCGGACGGUGUCUCGGAGAAGAACAUCACCCAGUCGAAGAGCUACGGUUCGGCGAGCGAAAAAUCAAUGGUCGAAGAGUCGGCCAACUCCAUCACCAAGAAGCACGAAAAGUCAGAAUCGGCAUUCGCGUCCGAGCGUAGCGUCACGGAGUCGGUAUCGGACGGUGGUGCCCUUGCCUCCUCGCUGCUGUCCUCCUCCUCGCUGGUCAGUUCCGUCACGAGCAGUAAGGUGGUGUCGUCCUCGUUCAGCUCGUCCACCUCCUCGUCGGUCUCGUCCUCGAUCAAAUCCUCGUCGUUCGAUUCCAGCUCCGCGAUCGACGAGUUCUUUAAGAACUGAAAGGCCUGAAUGAACGAUCGUUCGCUUUGUGAUCACCAUUAUGAUACUAUUAUGAGUUAAUGUGUAAACUAUCAGUUUCAAAUUUCAAAAGCCAUUGAAGUGUCUUUUUUUUGGUUUAUCGUCACAAGACAAAAAAUUGUACAUCACUCUCUCUCUCUGAUAGUCUAGUACAAUAUUUGCUGUAUUCGACCUGCAAAACAAACAACUCUCAUCUAUCUUCGGUUUCUGUUUGAAAGCAUCAACAAAACAUAACUUUAUCGUGCGCAUCAGCAACAAUGUGUUCGAAAUAAAAUAAGAAUAAAUAAACGAUCUUCAAACACAAAAAACGAAACACGA
Messenger RNA from Anopheles stephensi (Asian malaria mosquito), 1096 nucleotides. Its product is annotated as protein DSE2-like. The transcript is spliced from 2 exons. The coding region runs from base 332 to 760 and encodes 142 amino acids. The record is from RefSeq and is a predicted model, not a curated record. Lineage: Eukaryota; Metazoa; Arthropoda; Insecta; Diptera; Culicidae.